Messenger RNA from Mesorhabditis spiculigera, 333 nucleotides. Lineage: Eukaryota; Metazoa; Nematoda; Chromadorea; Rhabditida; Rhabditidae. The record is from the annotation of a GenBank genome assembly.
AUGCUACCAACGGAUCGCGAAAUGUUAUUGGAAGUGGGAUGGGGACUCGGUCUAAUAUUUGCGGUGAUAGGCGUCUGGGACUUGGUGAUGACGCUCUACAUGCCCGCCGAAACAUGUUCGACGCCCUGUUCAACGCGAUUUGAGAUCUUGUUUAUUCAUCUCUUCAUAUGGAGUGGCAUCGCUAUCGCUAUCCUCUAUGCCAACUGCGAAUGGGGAGAGCAACUCCGUGUAAAGAUGGCAUGUGGGUGGUACUAUCGAAAGCUGCGCGCUCAAUGGCAUGCCUCCUGGCGUUACCUUCUGCUUGUCAUCUCGAUCAUGAACUACCUAUUUUCA